Molecule: messenger RNA, 1085 nt
Organism: Pogona vitticeps (central bearded dragon)
Lineage: Eukaryota; Metazoa; Chordata; Lepidosauria; Squamata; Agamidae
Gene: SDF2L1
Product: stromal cell derived factor 2 like 1
Source: RefSeq, a predicted model, not a curated record
CGGAAACGCUUUUUGUGAGGAGAAAGUUACUCGCCGCCGCCGCCUCUGCCGCCACCGUCGCGGCGAGUGGCUGAGGGGAAGCGGCGCGAUGGGGCGGUCCGGCGCUUUCGUGCUCCGGCCUUUCCCUCGCCGGUGGUCUUCGCUGUCGCUUCUGCCUCUGCUUCUCCUGUGCGGUUCUCCUGUCCGCCCGAAAGACACGGAGGCGGGCGCUGUCACUUGCGGCUCGGUGCUGAAGCUGCUCAACACCCGGCACAACGUCCGGCUGCACUCGCAUGAGGUCAAAUACGGCUCCGGAAGCGGACAGCAGUCAGUGACUGGAGUAGAAGCUUCAGAUGAUGCUAAUAGUUACUGGCGGAUCAGAGGCAAAACUGAUGGGUCUUGCCAGCGGGGAAUGCCAGUAAAGUGUGGGCAGACAUUACGCCUUACUCAUGUUAAUACAGGGAAAAACCUACAUACCCACCACUUCCCAUCACCACUCUCCAAUAACCAGGAAAUAAGUGCCUUUGGCGAUGAUGGAGAAGGAGAUGACUUAGAUGUAUGGACAGUGCAGUGCAGCGGGAUGUACUGGGAACGAGAUGAUGCAGUACGCUUCAAGCACAUAGGAACAGACGUGUUCCUUUCAAUAACCGGUGAACAGUAUGGUCACCCAAUCAGGGGACAACGAGAAGUCCAUGGCAUGCAUACUCCUAACCAUCACAACUACUGGAAGGCAAUGGAAGGCAUUUUCAUUAAACCCAGCGUGGACUCUACAAAGCAUGAUGAGCUCUAAACGUGUGACGGAAUUAUCAUGUAAAAUCUCUCUUCCGAAAUAUAUGAGCUGGUCCUCUUCUGUAAAUAUCAAACACCUUAAAAGUAUCUAGAUAAAUUGGAAGACUAAUUUGUUGUCAUUGGCUGCAUACCAGGUGAAUUCAGACUGACAGGAAUGGCUGAAGUUACAUUGUUUGGCAUCCGUCCGUUUUCAGAAUCCAUGGUCUUUUCUUAUCUCAGACAUUCUUUCUCCUUUCCAUAAACAAAGUGAAAAUGGUGAAUUGCAGUGUAAACAAUUUAAUCCAAAGUGCAAUAAAACUUACUUUUUUAUAAUUCUU